Messenger RNA from Seriola aureovittata, 6293 nucleotides. It is a transcript of the gene rubcn, whose product is annotated as rubicon autophagy regulator. Gene Ontology annotation, cellular component: early endosome; late endosome. The transcript is spliced from 22 exons. Bases 264 to 3191 code for a protein of 975 amino acids. Gene Ontology annotation, biological process: negative regulation of autophagosome maturation; negative regulation of endocytosis. The record is from RefSeq and is a predicted model, not a curated record. Gene Ontology annotation, molecular function: phosphatidylinositol phosphate binding. NCBI's taxonomy places the organism in Eukaryota, Metazoa, Chordata, Actinopteri, Carangiformes, Carangidae.
AAGCGUUAUUAAGAUUAAAAAGUGGGCAGAGCAGAGGACAACACCCCUGCCCACUCACUGAUGAGAGCGGUCAUGCGGCCUCUACUGUUUUGAUCCACGGCUCGGGACAGGCAGGAGCAGACAUGGCGGAACACUGGAGAUCCGGGUGACUCUUUCAAGAGCAACCCUGCUACCGCGAUAAAACUCCGUUGUACCAAGUAAGGCAGGGGGAAAUAUCGCUGAAGCUGGCAGCUUUGUACGGAGCUCUGUUCCUCCCGGAGGACAUGGAGAGCACGGUGGAGGGAGAGGCGGAGGAGCGCAGGAGGGAGCACUGGAAGUUGCUGUCCAGCCUGAAGACCACAGUUGAGGGUCUCGUGUCCACCAACAACCCCAAUGUGUGGUCACGUUAUGGUGGCCUGCAGCGGCUCCACAAGGACAUGAACAACAUCCUCAGCCAUGGACUGAAGAAUGAGCAGGUGUACUACAAGCAGAGAGACUACUGGCCGUUUGUGUGGUGUGUUCGCUAUAUCAGCCCUCAACUCGCCUCACACGUUGAACAGUUCAGUCACCUGGAGCCGGUACUGAGCAGCGGGAUGCAGAGUGCUGGUGAAAGCUACAAGGCCGAGCGCUGGCUGCUUCACAGCUUACAGGUUCACAAGCUGUCCGCUCAGCUCCGACCUCUGCUCAGGCAUCUAGGACAUAAACGUAAAUACUAUAAUGACGAUGCCUUUCUGCUGAGUGAGCCCCACGUGACCGCCAUGUUUCAGUGUCUGGAAGCUGUGGAGCAGAACAACCCCAAACUGCUAGCCCAAGUAGACACUGUUGGGCUGUCCCCUCUGAAGGGCCCACCAUGUCUGGGUCUGUUGAAGAGCCAGAGCCUGUGUGUGUUGCCAGGGGCCGGUGGGGCCUGGAAGAACCGUGACUCGGCCCCCCGAGGAGAAUCUCUAGACCGCAGACUCACCACCUCCAACUGCUCUCUGCGAGAAGCAGUCACCCCCAGCCACAAAUCCGGGAACACUACGGGAGUCGAAUCUCUAAUCAGCAACAGCACAAAUACUACCUCUUCAGCUAGCAACCUGGGCGCUCCCUGGGUGUGUGUGUCCAGAACAGGGGAGAGCGAGUGUGGUGUGACCCCCCCUCCUGGCCCUGUCUCGGUCCCUUCUAUCUCCCUAACAGAGUCUCCCACACCCAACUCCCUUCAGCCAGAGACCGCGGACUCUGGUGAUGGCGACUAUGAUGAUGGUCCAGAAUACUUGGCUAUCGGUAACCUGGGGCAACGCAGUCGCCGUGACUCCCAAAGCUCCACCCACAGUAGUGAGCAUGGCGAGAACACGGACCAGUCCCUUGAACGGAGUUCCCAGGCCUUGCCCCCACCCAGACGCUCAUCUUUUUCAGAGGGUCAGAGGGGGCCGGGCCGUGGGUCCCGAGGACACACCCGUUCCUUUUCCGACACUGGGAUCAAUCAGAAACUCAGGAAUGGAGGGGGCCACCGAAAAAUCACCAUAAUAAUAGAAGAUCCAGUUGCAGAGUCGGCAGGCGACGACUGCUGCAUGAAGGACUACAGCCCCUUCUCAACUCAGUGCAGUGAUUCCAGCACCCCCAGUUCCCUCUACAUGGAGUCUCAUGGAUCCCAGUACAGCAGUGUGUCAGAUGGGAUGUUCAGGAAGCCGUCGGAAGGCCAGAGCCUCAUCAGCUACUUGUCAGAGCAGGACUUUGGCAGCUGUGCUGACCUCGAAAAGGAGAACGCUCAUUUCAGCAUUUCAGAGUCCCUUAUUGCAGCGAUCGAGCUGAUGAAGUACAACCUGCGGCGUCAGGAGGAGGAGGGCGAGGAGGAGGGAGACAGUGACUGUGAGAUUCAGCAGCUCAAGCAGAAGAUCCGCCUGCGCAGGCAACAGAUCCGUCGCAGCCGCCUGCCGCCCUGCACGACCUCCCAGCACAUUUUUCACUCCACUGACAGUGGAGGCUCCAGGAGGAGCUCCCAGGAUUCCUACCAGGGCCUGUCUGACUCCGGCUCAGCUGAGGAGGUGGAGGAGUGUGAACUGAGAGAUGGCUGUGAGGGUCAGUCCCUGCUGGCGGUGUCACAGAACGGCCUCUCCCUGUCACUCGCCUCCCUCUUCUCAGAUGCAGACAUAAAGCGCAGUGUGAGCUCCAGCACCAGGUCUUUUCUCAGCUCAGAGUCCAUCUCUCCAUCCUUCCUCCAGUCUAACUCUGCUGAGUCAGUAGCCAUGGGUUUGCUCAGGCAGUUUGAGGGCAUGCAGCUUCCUGCAGCCUCAGAGCUCGACUGGCUGGUCCCAGAACAUGACGCUCCACAGAAGCUCCUGCCCAUUCCUGACUCUCUGCCAAUCUCACCUGAUGACGGCGAACAUGCGGACAUCUACAAGUUGAGGAUUCGUGUCCGAGGCAACCUCGAGUGGGCACCGCCUCGACCGCAAAUCAUCUUCAACAUUCACCCUGCCCCUAAGAGGAAGAUAGUUGUGGCGAAACAGAACUACCGCUGUGCUGGCUGUGGUACCCGCAUUGACCCAGACUAUAUUAAGCGUCUGCGUUACUGUGAAUACCUCGGCCGUUACUUCUGCCAGUGCUGUCAUGAGAACUCCCAGGCGGUGGUUCCGGGCCGAGUGCUGAGGAAGUGGGACUUCAGCAAGUACUAUGUCAGCAACUUUGCCCGGGACUUGCUGAGCAAGAUCGCUGGAGACCCGCUGUUCAACCCCAAUGACAUCAACAGUGGCCUGUACAAGAAGAACAAAGCUCUGGAGGCUGUCAGGGUUUUGAGAGUGCAGCUGUUUCACAUGAAAAAUCUCUUCAAGACCUGUCGUUUGGCUAAAGAGGUGCUGGACCAGUUUGACAGCCUGCCAGGUCACCUGACUGAGGACCUUCACCUCUUCUCCCUCAAUGACCUCACCGCUGUGCGCAACGGGGAACUGGCUCCCCGAAUGAAAGAGCUGCUUAAACUUGGUACCAUGCACGUAGCUGGCUGUGUGCUGUGCCAGGCGAAAGGUUUUGUGUGCGAGUUCUGCGGCAACGACAAAGACAUCAUCUUCCCCUUCCAGUUGAACAAGUGCCAGCGCUGUGAAGAAUGUCAUGCAUGUUACCAUCGCAGCUGCUUCCGGACAGGUAAAGACUGCCCUCGGUGUCAGCGGCUGGCAGAGCGGAGAGAGAGGAUGGCACGUAAAAACAUGGAGGAACAAGAAGACGAGGGAGGUGGGACCUAGUGCUGGUAACAGAGGAAACUCGGAGACAAGAGAUGAAGAAAGAAGAGCACAACGCGACCAUGAUUGUAGAGACUGACCACCUCUCUUUCCGUUCCACUCCUCUCAGGCCUGGGUGACAAUAGUCGCUGCAAACAGCUGUUGUGAUCUCAAUAGACUCCAGAUGUGCAGUUAUUACCAUCAGUUGUGCCAGUGUCAUAUGAGUUAAAGAGGAACACGGCAACUGCUGAUUUUCAGAUUAUUUUUUUUCUGCAAGCUCUUUUCACACAUGCUGUGAAUGAAUCCUGUUUGAACAAGAGUCAUUUUAACAUGAAAAUCAAGCGACUUUAAAGAAAAAAAAAAGUCUCAAUUCCCUCCACGGCUCUGCAAUUUUCUAAUUGAGUUUUCCUCAAAGAAACAUAGCUUUAAAAAUAUUCGAACUUUUCUUCUACAAGUCGGCAUUGGAUCAUCCACAGAAUGUUGGUCCUAAAGUAAUAAUUUCAUUUAAUUUCCUUGUACAUAAAUAAAGAUUAAAAGUCCUGUAUGUAGGACUUAAAAAUAUUAAUUUUGGCGACACCUAUUGGUAGAAACAGAAGAGACAGACAGUAAUCCUUGUUGCUACAAAAAUGUGUUUUUAAAAUCCAUCAUUUUGGCCUGUGAGAGAAGUGAGAACACAGUUUUUCUCCCCAUUGUGUGCUGCACCUGUUUGCACAGUUCAGAAAGGUUGUAUGGAAAAAAAUCUACUUUGAAUUGUUUUGUAUGAGAAAGUUAAGUGUGGAUGACAAAACCUGCUGCCUUACAGGGAUGUCUGACCCCAGCCCUGUUGCAGUUACAUGUUUGAAAAGGGCCUGAGAUUCACUAAACUUCAUGGCACUUUGUUCUUCUGUGGUAAAAUCAAUAUAUUUGACAUUUAGGUGGAUCAGAAAAACAAGUGUUUGCUCAGAUUAUUGUACCCAGGGUUGAUAUUCCUCCUUCCUACAACUGCAGCUUCUGGCAACUGCUUUGACUCUGGUGAUUUUACUGGCUACUGGCUUAGCUGAACUUUGUUUUUGUAACCUAAAUUGACAUGGUCUAUUUUUAAAAUAAGAAAAAUCAUAUAGCAAGUAAAAGUUUAGAUCUGUUUUAUGAUUUGAUUGAUUUUCAGUGCAGAUACUGUAUUGAAGCUAUCCUGCCCUUUAUAUUGAGGUUUUUUUUUUUUUGUUUGUUUGUUUUAAUUUGAAAACACUGAAGACAUUGAAUUAUUCCUUUCUGAUCCCUGAUCCUUAUUGUCAUGUUUUAAACUGUUUUAGCCACGCUUAUGUGCCUCUGGGACCAAUGAACUUAGACUGGCAGUGCUGGUGGAGUUACAUUGGAAUUUAUAGAACUGCGCUUCAGGAAGAGGUUUCAGAGUCGGUGUUGCGAAUAUUUUUUAAUGAAACUAAAAUGCUCCAUUUUUGUGCUGCUUUGUGUGUGAGUGUGGUUGCUAGAAAGUGCUGUGUGAAUGUGAAUGUGAGUGUGUGUGUGUGUGUGUGUGUGUGUGUGUGUGUGUGUGUGUGUGUGUACACACGUCUACCUGCUGUACAUGCAGCCAUGCACAAACGGUUUGCACCAGCCUAAUCAGCACUUGCCUGUUUUCUAAAAUCGUAGGUUUUGAAAUAAUAGAGAGAGUCCAGUUAAUUGCACUGAUCUUGUCUGUUUGUGUUGGAGGGGUGAGUCGGGACGGUCACUCUUUCGGGGGAUUUUUCAGAUGCUUGCUGUGAGAACACGAACCUUUACCAUGAAUUGUCCUUGUUUCUUUAAUGAAGCUCCUGUCACCUGGGUUGCACUAUAUUGUCAAGGGUUUUAGUCCAAACUUAAAGAGGUCAUCAGUUUAUCAUACUCUUAAAGUGAAGCAGAAGCAUUAAUCACCUCUUGGACUGAAAUCUUUCAUAUUAAAGUGGGUUUUCUCCAACAGAUUUUAGUAGUCUAGCAUAGGUUCCUAACAUUUUUGGUUUGUGACCCCUUAAAGGAAUAUUUUGACAUUUUGGAAAUAUACUCCUUUACUCUUCUGGCAAAAGUGAAAUGAGAAGAUUGAUACCACUCUCAUGUCUGUAUGCUUAAUGUGUAGCUGGGUCCAGUUCAAUGAAACAGUCAUUUUCCAUCUCUGAUUGUUUUGUUUUAUUUGAGGGAGAAGUUCAAAGAAGUGCCCAGUAUCUAACAAGAAAAACUUGCAUAAUUUGAAAUAACGGUGAUGUUUUUUUUCUAGCUUUCUUGCCAUUUCAAUCAUCAGGGGACCCCUCAGAUGUUUCCUAGGACUUUUUGGUGGGUCCUAAUCCCCAGGUCGGGAACCACUGAUCUAAUUACAUUUUAUUUAUUUUAUUUUUUUGUUUUGUUGUUUUUCCCGCAGAGUUAAAAAAAAAAAAAAAAAAAAUCUUGUGACUGACUUUGCUUUUAGGGCUUCAUAUUAAAUGUGCACAAGUGGUGUUUCUAUAGUGAGUUAAAAUAUCCAGCAGCCUCAGGUGUUGAAAAUGUUAGGUUGCUUCUUUUUAUCCGAUGAGUUUUUGAAUGCAUGUUCAUACCAUGGUUAAUGAUAGGAAGAAAGAUGUGGGAAAACAAAUUUGCACUCCACUGGUUGAACCAAACAUUUCAACAAUUAGAUUUCUUUUUUUUUUUUUUUUUUUCCUGGAUUUUUGUCCCAAAUGAAAUUUUAUACGUAUAAACCUUUUAACAGAUUAGGCUCCAGGGUACAUGCCAUUCUCAACAGGCUUUGCUUUUAUGUGUACAACUCCUGAUGAGAUGAACACCCUCAUCCCUCACCCUCAAUAUAUGUGAUAUUCAUGCCCUUUAGCUCUCACAGAUGAGCAUUGAAGAGAUAAACUUGCACCCAUGUCUUUUCAUUUUAAGCAGGCUGCUUUUAAAAGGAAACUCUGAACUCUUCACUUCAUGACUCCUGAGUGACCAAACGACUCCACCGAAAAACCUCCUCAGAUCAGCAGAUUGUUUGUCCUUGGACUGCCUUUAACAUGGAGGCGUGUGGAGGUUUAAAGUGCACUACAGAUUAAAAAGUCUAUCAUUAAAAAUGUUAAUUAUUGUUAUUAUGAUUAUUAUUUGUGUUAAUUUGCCUUUGUUCUGUACUUAUGUUGACAAUAAAAGACUGGCUAGACUGUU